This is a messenger RNA of Mastomys coucha (southern multimammate mouse), 5254 nucleotides long. RefSeq names its product vav guanine nucleotide exchange factor 3 (gene Vav3). The transcript has 27 exons. Gene Ontology annotation, molecular function: protein binding; guanyl-nucleotide exchange factor activity. The coding region runs from base 351 to 2894 and encodes 847 amino acids. The record is from RefSeq and is a predicted model, not a curated record. Gene Ontology annotation, cellular component: cytoplasm; plasma membrane. NCBI's taxonomy places the organism in Eukaryota, Metazoa, Chordata, Mammalia, Rodentia, Muridae. Gene Ontology annotation, biological process: intracellular signal transduction; regulation of GTPase activity; cell migration.
CCAGGGACUCGCGGACCGCACAGACCGGCCAGGCGCGCUGGGCAUGCUCAGUCGCGGGGCGCCGGGCUCGCCAGUCGGAAGCCAGUGCUCAGCCGAGCCGGCCGGGGCGCACCGAGAGCGCGCCGCACUCGCAGCUGCAGCGGCGGCCCGGCCGCGGCGCAUCCGGGCGGGGACUCGAGGCGAGUCCCACGCGGUGUCCCAGAGCCGCCGGCAGCGGCGCCCGCUCCAGAAAGGCAGAGCGACCCAGGGGCCAGUGGCGCGACUGGCGUCGGCGGGGCGCUGACGCUCCGCGGCGGCUACCUAGGAGUCGCCGCCCGCCCCGGCCGGGCCGGGUCCGGGAGCCGUCGGACAUGGAGCCUUGGAAGCAGUGCGCUCAGUGGCUCAUCCACUGCAAAGUGCUGCCCGCCAACCAUCGGGUGACCUGGGACUCGGCUCAGGUGUUCGACCUGGCGCAGACCCUCCGCGAUGGAGUCCUGCUCUGCCAGCUGCUCAACAACCUGCGGCCACACUCCAUCAAUCUGAAGGAGAUCAACCUGAGGCCCCAGAUGUCCCAGUUUCUCUGUCUGAAGAAUAUCCGGACAUUUCUGGCCGCCUGCUGUGAUACGUUUGGAAUGAGGAAAAGUGAACUUUUUGAGGCAUUUGACCUAUUUGAUGUUCGAGACUUCGGAAAGGUUAUAGAGACAUUAUCGCGGUUAUCCCGAACACCAAUAGCAUUGGCCACAGGAAUCAGGCCGUUCCCUACAGAAGAGAGUGUAAAUGAUGAAGACAUCUACAAAGGCCUUCCUGACUUAAUAGAUGAAACCCGUGUGGAGGAUGAAGAGGACCUUUACGACUGUGUGUACGGUGAGGAUGAAGGCGGAGAAGUCUACGAAGACUUGAUGAAGGCGGAGGAAGCCCAGCAACCUAAAUCACAAGAAAAUGAUAUACGGAGUUGUUGCCUAGCAGAAAUUAGGCAGACAGAAGAAAAAUACACAGAGACGUUAGAGUCAAUAGAAAAGUAUUUCAUGGCACCAUUGAAAAGAUUUCUGACAGCGGCGGAAUUUGAUUCAGUAUUUAUCAACAUUCCUGAUCUUGUAAAAGUUCAUCGGAGCUUAAUGCAAGAGAUUCACGAUUCCAUUGUAAAUAAAGAUGACCAGAACUUGUAUCAAGUUUUUAUUAACUACAAGGAAAGAUUGGUUAUUUAUGGACAAUAUUGCAGUGGAGUGGAGUCAGCCAUCUCUAACCUAGACUACAUCUCUAAGACAAAAGAAGAUGUCAAACUGAAACUAGAGGAAUGUUCAAAAAGAGCCAAUAACGGGAAAUUUACCCUGCGAGAUUUGCUGGUAGUUCCUAUGCAGCGUGUGCUGAAGUAUCAUCUCCUCCUUCAGGAGCUGGUCAAACACACCCACGACCCCAUGGAGAAGGCAAACCUGAAGCUGGCUCUGGAUGCAAUGAAGGACUUGGCACAAUAUGUGAAUGAAGUGAAAAGAGAUAAUGAGACCCUUCGUGAAAUUAAGCAGUUUCAGCUAUCUAUAGAGAACUUGAACCAACCAGUUUUGCUCUUUGGACGACCACAGGGAGACGGUGAAAUCCGAAUAACCACACUGGACAAGCAUACGAAACAAGAAAGGCAUAUCUUCUUAUUCGACUUGGCAGUGAUUGUCUGUAAAAGGAAAGGGGAUAACUACGAGAUGAAAGAAAUAAUAGAUCUCCAGCAGUACAAGAUAGCCAACAACCCUACCACUGAUAAAGAGAAUAAAAAGUGGUCCUAUGGCUUCUACCUCAUCCAUACCCAAGGACAAAAUGGGUUAGAAUUUUAUUGCAAAACAAAAGAUUUAAAGAAAAAAUGGCUGGAACAGUUUGAAAUGGCUUUAUCCAACAUAAGGCCAGACUAUGCCGACUCCAAUUUCCACGAUUUCAAGAUGCACACCUUCACUCGGGUGACAUCCUGCAGGGUCUGCCAGAUGCUCCUGAGGGGAACAUUUUAUCAAGGCUAUUUAUGUUUUAAGUGUGGAGCAAAAGCACAUAAAGAGUGUUUGGGAAGAGUAGACAAUUGUGGCAGAGUUAAUUCCAUUGAACAAGGGCCAUUCAAACCACCAGAGAAACGGACCAACGGACUUCGGAGACCUUCCAGACAGGUGGACCCAGGUUUGCCGAAGAUGCAGGUUAUUAGGAACUACACCGGCACCCCGCCCCCAGCUCUUCAUGAAGGACCACCAUUGCAUAUCCAGGCAGGGGACACUGUUGAACUUCUGAGAGGAGAUGCACACAGUGUGUUCUGGCAGGGACGAAACUUAGCUUCAGGAGAGGUUGGAUUUUUCCCAAGUGAUGCUGUCAAACCAUCUCCAUGUGUACCUAAACCAGUAGAUUAUUCUUGCCAACCCUGGUAUGCUGGCCCAAUGGAAAGACUGCAGGCAGAAACUGAACUUACUAACAGGGUGAAUAGUACUUACCUUGUGAGGCACAGGACCAAAGAGUCUGGAGAAUAUGCAAUUAGCAUUAAGUACAAUAAUGAAGCAAAACACAUCAAGAUUUUAACAAGAGAUGGCUUUUUUCACAUUGCAGAAAAUAGAAAAUUUAAAAGCUUAAUGGAACUUGUGGAGUACUACAAGCACCAUUCUCUUAAAGAAGGGUUCAGGGCCUUAGAUACGACGCUACAGUUUCCAUACAAGGAGCCAGAACAGCCAGCUGGACAGAGGGGUAAUAGAACAGGCAACAGCUUGUUAAGUCCCAAAGUACUGGGCAUUGCCAUCGCUCGGUACGACUUCUGUGCAAGAGAUAUGCGGGAGCUGUCCUUAUUGAAAGGAGACAUGGUGAAGAUUUACACAAAGAUGAGUGCAAAUGGCUGGUGGCGAGGAGAAGUGAAUGGCAGGGUGGGCUGGUUUCCAUCCACAUAUGUGGAAGAAGAUGAGUAAAAUCCAAUCCGGUGUUGACCCUUCAGUCAAAUCUCAGACAACAUAAACAGAAGCCUGCACGGCAUUAUGAGUUAACUGAAGUGUUUAAAAAGCAGCGUCCUUGGCUGUUCAACACCCUCUUUUUUCUCUUUCUAAGUCUUAACGCUGGGAUUUCUAAAGAUGCUGGUACUGACAGAUUAAUGGCUCGCCUAGAGCAGUGCAAGAAUCAGCCUGCCAGUCUGUCAUUGUCAGGAACCAGGGCAAAACCAACGGCUUUUCCUCCCCUGAAGAGUCCCGCAAACACAUCGGAUCAGCUUUCUCUUACUUCAUUGGGCCAGACACCAUGGAUCCAGCCAUUAAGAAACACUUCUUGCAUAUUUACUUUGUUCUCACAGUUUUUGAUGAUACAAAGAAACAGAAGUUUAAUUUUGCUUUUUCCCAGCAUGAAGAAAAAGUAGAGUCUGCCAUCUGGGAAAGAUCCAGCCUGCUGGAAAGAUCCAGCAUUUCUCGUCUUAAAUUGUUCAACAGGUGACUCACUGCCUGGCAAACACUUUUAUCCCCAGAUGUUACUCAUGAUAAGAUAAAAGAGGCUCAUGCUCAGGUUUGCAUCAUAAGUGAUAAAUUACAGAGAGGGUUUUAAUUAUUCAUUUGAUGUCCUGAUUAUAUUUCCACACUUCUUUAUAAAGAAGAAAAAGAGAAGCACAUGAAAGGAAGUGUCUUUGUAUUAAAGCCUCACAGCUUUUGUGAUUUCAUAGGGUGUUUUGGAAAUGUCAUGCUUGACAAAGGGAAUCAUGGCCGGGCAGAUCAUGCUUGGUUGCCAGGAAUCCCAGAGAGGUAGAGGUGUUUACAGAGACAGAUCAAAUGCUGUAAUGAGUCCAUAAGACAUCAUCGUAUAGCUGCAAUAGCUAUUAACACAAGCCUUUUCCUUCUCUCUAGAAAGAGUUGAGGAGCAUUUAGGAUUUGUUUUUUUUUUCCCCCAGUAGAUAAAGACCAGGGCAAGCAGUUUAUAUAAGCAUCAAACAUUUCCAGAAGCUCGCAAUCCCACUUGGAAAGACUGGGACAGAGUACCUCUGUUUUUCAUCUACAUCCUGACCUACAAAACAUAAUAUGCUGAACCCCGUAUUGCCCUGAUGUGUUCAUUUGUGAGCUAGUGGAUUCAAGCCCUGUUUAAGAGAGAGCCGGGGUAUAUUUGCCGAUUUCCAAUUUUUUUUUAAUAGUAGCACUAUUAAAAGAGCUUUAUUGAGGAUUUGGGAAGACAGGCACACUGGUCCUUCAUUCUUUCUGAGACAGAUGGGAAGGUGCCUGAUGUCCGUGUUCCCCUGGCUCCUCUCUUCCCUUCUGAAGCCUUGCUAGCUAUGUCUUCAUCAGUAGGGAGAGCUACCUUGCAGCAUGUUUCUUUCUCUAACCUUUCACUGUGUUCCACGGGGAGUCUAAGUCUCUUCCUCCUGAGAUGCAUGGAGUCCCUAGCCGAGGCUGACAAGUUAAGAUACUAACUUGGCCCUUCCAUGCUAGAGUAGUUCUUUGGUAGCAGUAGCUGUGUUCUGACAAGAUUCAGAAAAUAUUUCUUCUUGGGGAAAAAAAAUAGAGGUAUUUUUAUCUUAAAAGUGAUCUAAACGCUUGUUUUGUACCAGAUUUUUUUUUUUUGGUCACCUCUGACAUGAAAGGGCUGAGACAACCUGUUCUCUCCCAUCUCACAGGAGUGCCAGAACCUGUUUGGUGGACACGUACAUAUUCCUGGAAGAGACCUCAGGGGGGCUAGGACUUCUCAUUUGAAUAGACUCAAGACCUUUACCUCAGAAUUAUGUAAACUGUGAUUGUGUUUUAGAAAAAUUUUGAGCUUUUGUAUAUGUGUAAAUGGUCAUGAAAAUGUAUUUUAUAAAGUGUCUGUACAGUCAACUUGUACUGGCAAGGUCUACUCUUGGAAUGGAUUCCUACCUAUAAGGUCUUAUCUGGGUCUUGCAGAUGUUUUGUCUGUUAGUGUCAGCAAGUGUUGCUAUGGAGAGUGCAGCUUCCCACAACUUGGAAGACUCCUGUGUACAGUAUUGUAGCAUGUAUUGUUGAUUUCAGUCAAUAGACUCCCUGCCUCACAAGUGGUAUGUGGUCUCCCUGUUGCAUUUCAUUAGCCUCAGAGUUUCCUAGCAGAGGAUACAGAGCCUCUUUUCAUGACAUUACCAGUGACAACUUUGUCUGCAGUUAAUACUUUGUAUUGGAGAUUUUAAAUGCCACGAUCUGUGUAGAUUUCUAAUACCAAAGACAGACGUAAAUGUUUUUCAUGGACAUUGUCUUGCCUGUCUGUAGCCCUUGUGUCAUAUGGUGAGUUAGAAUGGCAUUUUACUUUGUAAUAUUUUGUAAAUAUGUCAAUAAAAUAGAUACUACUUGCA